AUGGUUUCUUUCAGUAACUAUAACCAUCAGCACGCUGCUCAAAUUUCGGUAGAGCCCAUUCAUGCUGAAGGAUGUCAAGACCGUCUUUCUCAGCACCCAAGCUCUGACAAGGGAGUUCUUGACGAUGGUGGAGAGGUGGAUUUAGAUUUGGGUAACUAUGAACGAUUCCUGGAUGUUACUCUCACGAGAGAUAACAACAUCACCACUGGAAAGAUAUAUCAGUCUGUCCUUGAGAAGGAACGGAGAGGUAAUUAUCUUGGAAAGACAGUUCAGGUGGUUCCUCACAUCACAGACGCCAUUAAGAAUUGGAUUGAGUCCGUUGCUGCUAUUCCUGUGGACGGUAAAGAGGGCCCAGCAGAUGUUUGUGUGAUUGAGUUGGGAGGAACUGUUGGGGACAUUGAAUCAAUGCCAUUCAUUGAGGCUUUGCGACAACUAUCAUUUUCAGUUGGUCAAGAUAACUUUUGUCUCAUUCAUGUGAGCCUGAUACCUGUGCUGGGUGUUGUUGGCGAGCAAAAAACUAAGCCUACACAGCACAGUGUUCGGGAAUUGAGAGCAUUAGGGUUGACACCUCAUCUGUUGGCAUGUCGCUCUGCCCAGCCUCUGUUGGCAAAUACAAAGGAGAAACUUUCUCAAUUCUGCCAUGUCCCGAUUGCUAAUAUUCUCAACAUUCAUGACGUUCCAAACAUUUGGCACAUUCCUCUCUUACUUCGGAGCCAAAAUGCUCAUCAUUCAAUUCUACAACAGCUAAAUUUGCUGAGCAUUGCUGCACCUUCAGAUUUACAAGCUUGGACAAAGAUGGCCGAGACUUAUGAUAAUAUCACGAAUUCUGUGAGGAUUGCUAUGGUUGGGAAGUAUGUUGGCCUUACUGACUCGUAUCUGUCCGUUGUGAAGGCCCUUUUGCAUGCCUGCAUCGCAUGUUCCCUGAAGCCAUCAAUCGACUGGAUUGCAGCUUCUGAUCUUGAAGAUGAUAGUGCGAACUUGACACCAGAAGCUCAUGCGGCUGCAUGGGAGACUUUGAGGAAUGCAGAAUGUGUCUUAGUUCCUGGUGGAUUUGGAGAUCGUGGUGUGAAAGGAAUGAUAUUGGCUGCAAAGUAUGCUAGAGAGAAUAAUGUACCCUAUCUUGGGAUUUGCUUGGGCAUGCAGAUUUCUGUAAUUGAGUUUGCUAGAUCCGUUCUGGGUUUAGAAAGGGCAAACAGUUCAGAGUUUGAUACCGAGAGUCCGGAUAAUGUUGUAAUUUUCAUGCCUGAGGGUUCAAGAACACAUAUGGGAAGCACAAUGAGACUAGGUUCUCGAAAAACAAUAUUCCAGACCCAUGAUUGCCUUUCUUCGAAAUUGUAUUGUAAUCCCAAGUAUGUGGAUGAACGGCAUCGCCACAGAUAUGAGGUGAACCCUGAGGUAAUUGGGGCUCUUGAAGAAGCUGGGCUAAAAUUUGUAGGGAAGGAUGAAACUGGAAAACGAAUGGAGAUUUUGGAGCUUCCAGGUCAUCCAUAUUAUGUAGGAUCUCAGUUCCAUCCAGAGUUCAAAUCGCGACCCGGGAGGCCCUCUCCUAUGUUUUUAGGUUUAAUAUUGGCGGCAACAAAGCAGUUGGAAGCAUAUCUUAAUACACAUCAGAAUGGAAGUUAAUCUAGAAGUUUUUACCAUCUAGAUGUUCUACAUCAUUCUUACAAUUACUAGAUAGGUUAGUUCUGAAGGGACAAACUGAGGAAUUCUUAGAUACAAAGUAGCACACCUGCAUAUAUGUGUGAUGCACUUUCUGGCUUCUUUUAAACAGAAUUAAAAGUUUGGUUUAAUUUAGUUAGCAGUGGUCAGGUUCAGUUUAUAUUAUGUAUGUGAAAGGGGUUUGUCUCAGACAUCGUUCAGUUUUAACUCUAAUAUUAUGCUUAAGCAUUUGGUUUCAAACAUCUUAAGACUUUCAACUCUGAUAAUAUGAUUAAGCAUCUAUGGAAGU
Messenger RNA from Pistacia vera, 1948 nucleotides. RefSeq names its product CTP synthase-like. Gene Ontology annotation, biological process: CTP biosynthetic process; pyrimidine nucleobase biosynthetic process. The transcript is spliced from 22 exons. NCBI's taxonomy places the organism in Eukaryota, Viridiplantae, Streptophyta, Magnoliopsida, Sapindales, Anacardiaceae. The coding region runs from base 1 to 1623 and encodes 540 amino acids. The record is from RefSeq and is a predicted model, not a curated record. Gene Ontology annotation, molecular function: identical protein binding; CTP synthase activity.